CCUCCCCCACAUAUGCACCAAUGGAGACGCACGAUGGGCGGACCCCGUCGCAGCCGCCGUUUCAGGGUGUGAUUUUUUUUUUUUGUGAAUGGAAAAAAGGAGGUCGCCUGGCGGGUCCCGAGACUGCAGCGCAAAGCAGCUUCGCUGCGCCGUCACUGCAAUCGGAGUGGACCCGGGCGCCGACGAGCGGUUGCUGCCUCGCCCCUCCCUUCUUUCCUCCCCCCCUCUCUCCCUCCCUCUGCUCUCUUCGCCCGGAGGAGGGGAGCUGGUUAGGCCGGGCAGUGACCGAUCACGCAACGCUGGGACCCCAGCCGCGGUGCCUGUGACCCUGAGCGCCCCGCGGCGCGCCACUGCUGCCGCUGCCCAUGACCCUGAGCGCCCCGCGGCGCCGCCGCUGCUGCCCAUGACCCUGAGCGCCCCGUGCCCGCAGAGAUGCUGAGGAUACGCGAGAGGCCGCGGCUGCAGUGCCCAGCGCGCGGGGACGGCGCCCCUGGCUCCGCCGUCCUGCCCGGCCCGGUCGGCCUACUGCUGGGGGCCAACCUCUUUUAGGACCAGCCUCGGGCCCCGGCCGACGCAUCCCACCUGCACGCACGGGAUCGACCCCCACCACCCACUAAAAUGAAUGUGUUUUGCAGGACGAGGUGUGAUCCUUGCCCUCCACAUUACCCAGUCACAUGUAGCGGUGUCCCAAUUAAUGGAUUCUGACAUGGAUUAUGAGAGGCCAAACGUAGAGACCAUCAAGUGCGUCGUGGUCGGGGACAACGCAGUUGGCAAGACCAGGCUCAUCUGUGCCCGUGCCUGCAAUGCCACCCUCACCCAAUACCAGCUGCUCGCCACCCAUGUGCCCACAGUCUGGGCCAUUGACCAGUACCGGGUGUGCCAAGAGGUGCUGGAACGCUCCCGGGAUGUAGUAGAUGAUGUCAGUGUGUCCCUUCGUCUCUGGGACACCUUUGGAGACCACCACAAAGACCGGCGCUUUGCUUACGGGAGAUCUGAUGUUGUGGUCCUUUGCUUCUCCAUUGCUAACCCCAAUUCCCUGCACCAUGUCAAGACCAUGUGGUACCCAGAAAUCAAGCACUUUUGUCCACGGGCUCCUGUUAUCCUAGUUGGAUGCCAGCUGGACCUACGCUACGCCGACUUGGAAGCCGUCAAUAGGGCCAGGCGCCCUUUGGCCAGGCCCAUCAAGCCAAACGAAAUCCUGCCUCCUGAGAAGGGCAGGGAGGUAGCCAAGGAGCUGGGCAUCCCCUACUAUGAGACCAGUGUGGUAGCACAAUUCGGCAUCAAAGACGUCUUCGACAAUGCUAUCCGGGCCGCCCUCAUUUCCCGCCGUCACCUGCAGUUCUGGAAGUCUCACCUACGAAAUGUCCAGCGCCCCCUGCUCCAGGCUCCGUUCCUCCCCCCUAAGCCUCCACCCCCCAUCAUUGUGGUCCCAGACCCCCCUUCCACCAGUGAGGAGUGUCCUGCCCACCUCCUGGAGGACCCUCUCUGUGCGGACGUCAUCCUGGUGCUGCAAGAGCGGGUACGCAUCUUUGCCCACAAAAUCUACCUCUCCACCUCCUCCUCCAAGUUCUAUGACCUGUUCCUCAUGGACCUGAGUGAAGGAGAGCUGGGGGGGCCCUCUGGGUCAGGGGGCCCCCGCUUAGAGGAACCUCAAGGUCCCCCUGACCACCACCACCACCAUCACCAUCACCACCACCACGGGAGGGACUUCCUGCUGCGGGCAGCCAGCUUUGAUGUGUGUGAGAGCACAGAUGAGGGGGGCGGUCCCGGCCCGGCGGGGCUCCGCGCUUCCACCAGCGACGGCAUCCUGCGGGGCAAUGGGGCCGGCUACCUGCUCGGUCGUGGCCGGGUGCUCUCAUCCUGGAGCCGAGCGUUCGUGAGCAUCCAGGAAGAGAUGGCGGACGACCCCCUCACCUACAAGUCACGGCUGAUGGUGGUGGUGAAGAUGGACGCUUCGAUCCAGCCGGGACCCUUCCGGGCCGUGCUCAAGUAUUUGUACACUGGGGAACUGGAUGAGAAUGAACGGGAUCUCAUGCACAUCGCCCACAUUGCCGAACUGCUGGAAGUGUUUGAUUUGCGCAUGAUGGUUGCCAACAUCCUCAACCACGAGGCCUUCAUGAACCAAGAGAUCACUAAGGCCUUCCAUGUCCGCAGGACCAACCGGGUCAAGGAGUGUCUAGCCAAAGGCACAUUUUCAGAUGUGACCUUCAUUCUGGAUGAUGGGACCAUCAGUGCCCACAAGCCGCUGCUGAUCUCCAGCUGUGACUGGAUGGCUGCCAUGUUUGGGGGGCCAUUUGUGGAAAGCUCAACAAGAGAGGUCAUGUUUCCUUACACCAGCAAGAGCUGUAUGCGAGCUGUGCUGGAAUACCUCUACACGGGCAUGUUCAGUGCUAGCCCUGACCUGGACGACAUGAAGCUGAUCAUCCUGGCUAACCGGCUGUGUUUGCCUCAUCUGGUGGCCCUCACAGAACAAUACACGGUGACUGGGCUGAUGGAAGCCACGCAGAUGAUGGUGGACAUAGAUGGAGAUGUCCUUGUGUUCCUGGAACUGGCUCAGUUCCAUUGUGCAUACCAGUUGGCCGACUGGUGUCUCCAUCACAUUUGCACCAACUACAACAAUGUAUGCCGGAAGUUCCCCCGGGAUAUGAAGGCCAUGUCUCCAGAAAACCAAGAAUACUUUGAGAAGCACCGGUGGCCACCUGUCUGGUACCUCAAAGAGGAAGAUCACUACCAGCGGGCUCGGAAAGAGCGAGAGAAGGAGGACUACCUCCAUUUGAAGCGGCAACCUAAACGGAGAUGGCUCUUCUGGAAUGGCCCCUCUUCUCCUUCCUCUUCUGCAGCCUCCUCUUCAUCUCCCUCCUCCUCCUCAGCCGUAGUUUGAAAGCUGCCUCAACCCUCCCGGGACGACCCCACUGUUUGUUAUUCCCUCCUGUCCACCUGCUCUAAGCCCCUCGGUCCUCCUUUAUCUGCAUUUCCCCCACUCUCCCCUCACCAGGGACAAGAGGACCUAAUCAAUUAGGCCCAUGAGGGUGGAGCAGAUAACACCAGCCAAACCAUCUCAAUGGAAGAAAGACCAGGCUCUGGUGAGAGGCAUGGAGACUAGCUGAGGAUGGAAAGGAGCCACAGCUUUCCAGGACUCCCCAAAUGAGGCAUCAGGGAGAGCUAGCACCUCAGUUAUCCAUCCUCUUUCUUCCUUUUUGGAAAUUUGGAGCUCUAGUUGUGGCUGGAGAUCCAUGAGCCAAGGCAAUCCAAGACAUCUGGGUUUACAGGAAGUUGUGAUUUUUGUGAGGGUUUAUUUUUUGAUUGGGGAAGAGGGUCCCAAAUUCCUUGGUGAGGAGAGAACAAGGUUUCUCCCAGAACUGUUUUUCCAAAGGACUUGGAGUUCACAAAUGCAUUGGGGGGAAAUUUCAGUUGGGGCCAAGUCAAGCACCCACUCAUCCCCUCCACACACCCAUUUGUAAACCAGUGUAGGAAUUAUCCUCACUCCAUCACUAGAGCUGCUCCUCUUGAAGAGCGUCAAUGAAAAGGAAGAUGGCGGGAGAGCCAAGAGAGCCUUCUCCCUACCCGUCACCCAGGUAUCUUAGAGGUGGUUUUGUAAACCUGGCAAGCUCUUAGGAUCUGAAUAGAGCUGUCCAGAACUCUCCAGGCUAGAAAUGUUGAUGCCAGGGAGAGAGUGACACCCUGCUCACCUGCUUCCAUAAGACCUAGAGAAAACUGUGUCACUGGAUAGAAACCAAUAGGUAGGAGUGAGUAGGACAGGAAGAAAAAAGAGGAGAUUCUGUGUUCAACAACUGGUCAUUCAUAGGACUUUGAGCUAGAAGGGGCUAUAGAGAUAAUCUAGUCCAACAUUUUAUAAAUGAGGAAAUUGGGACCUAGGGAGUUUAGGUGACUUAUCUAAGGUCACCCAGGUUUUUGGUAGAGCUAGUAUUUAAACCCAGGUAGUCUGCCACUAUACCAUACUCUUCUCAACCUCUUGUCAGAGCCCUGCUUUCUUGGGGGGAGGAGCAGAUAAAAGGGAAAUUAUAUGGGGAGGCAGGAAUGGCAGAAAACAUCUCCCCAUAAGUCCUCCACAAACUAUAGAAUGGAAAGCAGAAAAAAGUAUUUACUUUAUAUAUAGUCAAACAAAAGGUCAAGGGGAAGAAAGGGAAGACUGAGUUAUGAAAACAAUUCCACAUCCUAUUCUCCACGUGGAAAGAGAUUCAUCUCUAUUGUCUAGAGAGCCCCGAGGUCACUGACUGGAGUGAUUCACAUGGGCUUGGGGAGGGAACUACUUCUGUCAAUGAUGGCUUCCAUGUCCUCCCUGUCUGACCUUUUGGUUUUCCCCACCCUAAGAAUGAAGGUCACAUUCCUGGUCUUUACUGGGUGGUAUCAUGGGGUAUUUAGUGGGUUGGGGGUACUUUGGAGUUUGGAUUUAGAGGAGACAUCACCACCAUCACCCCCAAUUUGGAGGAAUGAAAAAUAGUAUCACAAUUAAGACAGGAAGCCAUCUUUUUGAGAAAUAGGGCAAAAUUAUGUUUCUAGGGAAGCAAAGGGAGUGAUAAUAGCAUCUGCAGCCCCCAUGGGGCAAAAGGAGGGCUGGGAAAAGCUCCUUUCUAAAUAAAACUUCCCCCGCCCCUUUCCUUAGUAGCCUUUCUUUUGGCCAAUAUUUUUGGUAGCUCUAAGUUCUAAAUAGGGGCCUGAGGGUAGGUCAGGACCCUUCAGAAAUUGCUCCUUCUGAUAUCUAGUUCCUGGGUUGCACAGGGCUGGUGGGAUGUCAGAGUUCAGAAAAAUGCUGAGAAUAUUGUAGAGAAAGUCUUGUCCCAAAUGACCAGUGAAAACUGGGGAUUACCAGAGCUCAGUUUUCCAUGUAUACCAUCCACUCCAGGGUCCCUUUCCCAAGCUGACUGGUCACCUUGGUGAUGCUCUGCCCUCCACUGACCCACUCUCUUCCUUAGAUGCCCAGGCACAGGGGGAUCAGGCUGGUGCUAUGUCAAUAAAUGCUGCUUUACCCUUAGUUUUUAAAAGAGGGCACUUAGAGGCUGUGGUGGGUACAAGCCUCCCUACAGAGGCAGAAAGGAGAAGCUGGGGAUGAGGUGUGCCAGGGAGGUUUCCAGAGAAUUGACAGAUCUGUGUUUGGAGUAAGAGGAAGUGGAAGUCAAUUGAGGGAGAAAAAGACAUCCAGGCAAGUGACUGGAGUUUCCUGAUUGGAAAAAUGACUUCUUCCUUUUUUUUUUCUUUUCCUAAGUAAGUCUAGAAUGAAAAGAGGGAAACAGAAACAGACAUAAUGCCCAGUGAAAGACAGUUACUCCCUCAGGGAUCCCUCUCCCCUUCUCCCCUGCUGUGCCCUCAGAGCCAAUUUCUAUCACCUUCUGGUCCAGUUUGUGGCCUGGGGUGCCAACCCAGCUGAACCAGCCCUUAGAGGGUGGACAAACUCUGACCCCUAGCAGCAAAGCAGAUAUACCUCUUUGCUGGGGGAAGAGAUGGAGACAUUGCCCUCACAUCUCCACGGGCUUUCAGAGGAAUUCAAAGAGCUGGAAAGAGUUCACGCAACUCACCCAUGCGGGGCAUGGAUGACUGAAUUGCAGAAGAAAAGGACUGAUGCUACUCAUUGGGAGGUGGGAGGGAAGGAGGAGAAAAAACCCUCUUUUUAUACAAGGUUUCAUAUUUAAUUUGAUCAUAAAUUCAUAAAUACAUGACUAUUUUGUACAACAA
Molecule: messenger RNA, 5691 nt
Organism: Monodelphis domestica (gray short-tailed opossum)
Lineage: Eukaryota; Metazoa; Chordata; Mammalia; Didelphimorphia; Didelphidae
Gene: RHOBTB2
Product: Rho related BTB domain containing 2
Biological process (GO): small GTPase-mediated signal transduction
Molecular function (GO): protein binding; GTP binding; GTPase activity
Source: RefSeq, a predicted model, not a curated record